Molecule: messenger RNA, 2279 nt
Organism: Perognathus longimembris pacificus (Pacific pocket mouse)
Lineage: Eukaryota; Metazoa; Chordata; Mammalia; Rodentia; Heteromyidae
Gene: Kat5
Product: lysine acetyltransferase 5
Exons: 13
Coding region: 168-1808 (546 amino acids)
Biological process (GO): regulation of DNA-templated transcription
Molecular function (GO): histone acetyltransferase activity
Source: RefSeq, a predicted model, not a curated record
AUCUCGACUGCCCCGCUCUCCAGCCGGCCACUUCCUGUUUACGGCGGGGCCGCGGUGCCUUUCAGAUGUUUUCCACCGUGGCAUCAGGCGGCCCCGGCCCUCCGUGCAGAGAGCCCCGGAAGUGACGUCCCCCAGAGGGGCCGGAAGUGGCAGUGGAGGGAGGGAAGAUGGCGGAGGUGGUGAGUCCGGUGCCUGGGGCGGGGCGGAGGGAGCCAGGGGAGGUGGGUAGAGCCCGAGGCCCCCCAGUAGCCGACCCUGGCGCCCCGCUGUCUCCCCAGGGGGAGAUAAUCGAGGGUUGCCGCCUACCCGUGCUGCGGCGGAACCAGGACAACGAAGAUGAGUGGCCCCUGGCUGAGAUCCUAAGCGUGAAGGACAUCAGUGGCCGGAAGCUUUUCUACGUCCAUUACAUUGACUUCAACAAACGUCUGGAUGAAUGGGUGACCCACGAGCGGCUGGACCUAAAGAAGAUCCAGUUCCCCAAGAAAGAGGCCAAGACCCCUACGAAGAACGGACUUCCUGGGUCCCGCCCCGGCUCUCCAGAGAGAGAGGUGCCGGCCUCCGCCCAGGCCAGCGGGAAGACCUUGCCAAUCCCGGUCCAGAUCACACUCCGCUUCAACCUGCCUAAGGAGCGGGAGGCCAUUCCCGGUGGUGAGCCCGACCAGCCGCUCUCCUCCAGCUCCUGCCUGCAACCCAACCACCGCUCAACGAAACGGAAGGUGGAGGUGGUUUCACCAGCAACGCCAGUGCCUAACGAGACAGCCCCAGCGUCCGUUUUUCCUCAGAAUGGAUCCGCCCGGAGGGCAGUGGCAGCUCAGCCUGGACGGAAGCGGAAAUCCAAUUGCUUGGGCACGGAUGAGGACUCUCAGGACAGCUCGGAUGGAAUACCAUCAGCACCACGCAUGACUGGUAGCUUGGUGUCAGACCGGAGUCACGACGACAUCGUCACCCGGAUGAAGAACAUUGAGUGCAUCGAGCUGGGCCGCCACCGCCUCAAGCCGUGGUACUUCUCCCCGUACCCACAGGAGCUCACUCCAUUGCCUGUCCUCUACCUGUGCGAGUUCUGCCUCAAAUACGGCCGCAGCCUCAAGUGUCUGCAGCGCCACUUGACCAAGUGUGACCUGCGGCACCCUCCAGGCAAUGAGAUUUACCGGAAAGGCACCAUCUCCUUCUUUGAGAUUGAUGGGCGGAAAAACAAGAGUUACUCCCAGAACCUGUGUCUUUUGGCCAAAUGUUUCCUUGACCACAAGACAUUGUACUACGACACAGACCCCUUCCUCUUCUAUGUGAUGACAGAGUACGACUGCAAGGGCUUCCACAUUGUGGGCUACUUCUCCAAGGAGAAGGAGUCUACAGAAGACUACAACGUGGCCUGCAUCUUGACUCUGCCUCCUUACCAGCGCCGGGGCUAUGGCAAACUGCUGAUUGAAUUCAGCUAUGAACUCUCCAAAGUGGAGGGGAAGACAGGGACCCCUGAGAAGCCCCUUUCGGAUCUUGGCCUCCUAUCCUACCGAAGUUACUGGUCCCAGACCAUUUUGGAGAUCUUGAUGGGGCUGAAGUCGGAGAGUGGGGAGAGGCCACAGAUCACCAUCAAUGAGAUCAGUGAAAUCACAAGCAUCAAGAAAGAGGAUGUCAUCUCCACCCUGCAGUACCUCAACCUCAUCAAUUACUACAAGGGACAGUACAUCCUGACUCUGUCAGAAGACAUCGUGGAUGGGCAUGAGCGAGCUAUGCUUAAGAGGCUCCUUCGAAUCGACUCCAAGUGUCUGCAUUUCACUCCUAAGGACUGGAGCAAGAGAGGAAAAUGGUGACCAGGCAUUGCCCAUCACAGCACCAAGAGAACUGAAACAGGACUGGCAGCCCAUCUGCCCCCAGUAGGGCUCCCAAGAGGCACACCAAGGAAGACAAGGCAGCCAAGGGAGACAGGGCUGAGGACAGUUCCAGAAGACAGGCCUGGGAGGGGCCAGGAUCAAGACCAGCCCAGGGCCAGGCCAGCUCCAAGGACAACUGGCUAUAUGCCCAGGCCUGCUCUGAACCAGGGACCAGAGGCAGCCAAGCAGCUGUGUACAGUACUAUGGAGCUGGGGACACUGUACAGAGGGUUGGUGAUUGUAAAAAUUUCUUUUGUAAAGUAGGAGCUGGGGGUGGGGUGGAUGCUGGCUGCAAAAUUCUGGCCUCCCUUGCUCUAAUUGCCCCCAGCAAUAAAUUGUCUCUAUAGGCCAGGGCCACCAAAAAGUUCUUGUGGAAGAAGGAAGCAUGUUGCUUUGGGACACCAGUGUGCCC